AUGUCCACCAUCGAUGAAUUGGAAGAUGAGGAGGAAUGUCCAGCUAGCGCAAUGUCGUCGGUGCAGUCCAAUGAUCCACGCCUUGAAUUCAUCAGCUCAUUUACAUUGAGUUCAUUGCGACUGAAGCAGGACAAGUGGCAUCGUAUGAUGGCUACCGACUCGUUUCGUGUCAUUAUGUUUGAUUGGUUGCACAACGCGCAGCAGCGCCUCUUAGUUAUGACGCUCAAUCAUAGCGGAUAUUUGGUACCGAAAAUUGCGCUCAGUGAGUUGCACCACAAUUAUGCGGCGCAAUCAACCUUGAGCUCCACACCAACGCCACCAACAACAGCGAGUGUCAUAUCAGCAACACCAACUGCCAUCACGGAUUCGUACGCCGCGUUAGCCAAUCCAGUUGACCACGCAAUGGCUGCAACAGCAGCAACUUCCGAGCCAACAGCUAAAUCUAAUGAUGUAGGCCCACCAAGCAAAGCCGCCAAUAUAACAAGCUCGGCUGCCAUUGUUGCGUCGGCAGCUGCUGUGGCCGCCGCCGCUGUGCUGACGCUACCAAUGCCACCAGCUUCUAGUAGCUUCUCCACACUAGACGGUGUGCCGCGCGGCAAAUGCGUUUACUUUGUGCGUCGAUGCGCGAACAUACCAUUAACCGCAGCUAAUUUCCGUACGCAAAUACUCUGUGGCGAUUUGCCGGUGCACAGCAAAAUAGAAACUUUAUCGCUGCUGUUCGAUGAAGUMUUUCAGCCUUUGCUCGAGUGUCCGCCAAAUCGGAAAUCGUGGCCGAAGCCGGUGCAAAAGGAUUUGCAAAUGCACAUUAAAGAGGUGCGCAACUUGCUGGUUGAGAUCAAGGGAAAGACCAACAACCGCACAAUUUUAUCAUUAUUAGUUGCGCCGGCAGUCAUCGAAGAAGUGGCAACACACGUUAAUCAAGGUAAUCUCGCACCAGCCAUCGAGCCCAAGUUUCGCACAUCGCUUGAGGAGAUGUACAUUAACUGGACAACACAGAUACAUGAUAUAAUUAUCGAAAGAUCCGAAUGCCAUAGUAGUAAUGUUCCAGCAAGAAGUAGCAACCAGCCAAUCAAGAGUGUAGUGCUUGUGACUCUCCCCGCGCACGAAAUCGCCUACUGGUCUAACCGCAAGCAAAAUUUGCAAAAUAUUUACGAACAAUUACGCACACCGACACACAAAACACUCACACACAUAYUGCGCAGCAUCGAUUCACCCUACUACGAGCCUUUCGUGAGGGUCUUUAAGCGUUUGGUAUGCGCUUGGCACGAGGCCGAGGACAACACGUUGUGGCUGCAGCCGUUACUACGUCAAACAGCCGCUUUUAACGCUGUCAAUUUUCACGCCGCCGGCGAAUUGGUGAAUCCGCUCGURCAUGUGCUGCAUCUCAUUUGGACCCAUGCGCGCUACUACCGCAGUACGCAACGUAUGAGGGUGCUGCUGCGUUGCGUAUGCCACUUGUUGGUACGGCGCGCCAGCGAGGAUUUGGAUUUCCCACUACUCUUUCAAGGUGACGCCGAUGAGGGUUUGUCCAAGAUAACCAAAUCGAUGGAGGUUAUGGAGCAGCUAAAGUCACGUUUGUUGGAGUACAAGGAGAAAUAUUCCAGCAAUCAGCAGUUGUUGCCCGCCAUACCCAGCACAUCCAGAAUGGCCGCUUCAGCUUCUUCUGACAGCAGCACGGAGGCUUAUGAGCUCUGGCGCUUCUCGCCCGACGAUGUGUUUGGUUGCACACUUGACGGGUUUUUGGCGCAGUUGUGCGAUAUGCGCACACUAUUUGAGGCUGCAGUGUCGUUUCAAAAUCUCGAGAAAAUAGAAUUUGGCGGGCUGCGUGGCAAACAACUGAACGAGCGUGUAAGACAGGUGCACACACAAUUCAAGGAGCACUUUGAGCAAUGGACUCUAAACGAAUUCGAUGCAGCACAGUUGGAUACGCAAUUGCCGAGCAGCAGCAAAUGGACGCACUUUAAGCGACAGCUCCGUAACUUCUUCGCACAUAUACACACGCUGGAACAGAAGUUGGCAACGAUAUUCGUGCAAGCGUACAAGGAUUGCCAAAACUGGGAGCAAUUAACCAAGCUAACGGUAAUGCUUGGCAGUGGCAUCCUACAGCGAGGCACAAUUCUACCGGAACUUCGUGUCAUUGAGUCACAACUUCUUCAUAUCUACGACGACGAGUUGCAGCAGCUGGAGACUUCAGCGCAUAAAGUGCUGCUAGAAUUUGAAUUUCGUGGUGUGUCUGCCAUACCGAUUCAGUUGGGAUUUCCACCUACCGCCGGCGCUCUAAUGUGGUUGGAACAGCAUAUGCAACGCAUAGACGCCCUGACGUCGCGUGAACUGCAUAAUUUUAUGAAGACAAUGUGAGUACAGAGCACAGUUAUAGCUACUUCAGUAAAUGCCUACCGACGACUAAAUACGCGACGUGAUAUUUUGACAACAAAGCUUAGCAAUUUGCAGUUGAAAAUCUGGCACAAUUGGCAGCAGACCAUAUGCAAGAGGAUAGCCGACGGACUUGAUGCACGUGUGAUGACCCUCGGCGACAACAACAGCAACAGCCAAAGCAACAGCAGUUACGGCAGCCGUCAUUUGAGCGGCGCUAGUGGAAAUUACACCUUUGGCGCAAAUUUUCGCAGUGCAAUCACCACAGCGUUGGCACAUUCGCGCAAUCACAAUAGCGACAACAACAGCAACAGCAAAACUCACAUGGGUGUUAGCAAAACCAACAACAACGAUAACAAACAAAACCGCAGCGGCAUCAAAGACGCGMYGAAAUCGAAUGYAAAGGCAAAAUCACUGCAAAUGAAUUUCUCAUCGGAUUUAUUUGGACUUUUGCAAGAGGUCAAGCAUGUGCUGGCAAUGCAGCAGGCAAGCGGGAUGCGGCGCGGCWGCAACGACAUUAGCGUCAACAAUCUAUCAACGUUUGAGGCUGCCGGCGUUAUGGCAACCACUCAGGCUCAACACGAGCUUGAAAAUCAAUCAGCGACGUUGCGGGAGGCAGCGGAAGCGGCUGGGGAAUUUGAAGAUAGCAACUGCAUGGAGUUGGCAGCAGCGGUAACUGCGUCACCGACAGCCGCUACAAAUGCAUCGUUAACACAGCAACAAGGACCGAAUGCGUUGGCGAGCAAUUUGCUGGAUUUGUACGCCGAAAGAGACGAGUUUUGGCAACGCAAAGUGAAACUCAUCAAAAUCUGCGAAUUCUACAAUGGUAUUCGUGGUCUGUCCACUGAUGACGCUUGUGUUGACGGCAUUAUUGGUAGCGCUGCUGAGUUGCAACUGAUUCGCCACGAAGUGAAUACAAUUGACGAACGCGUGGAAGUGGCAUGCGCUACGCUCACAUGGCGCACGUAUGAUACGGCAUUGAUGCAUGAAAUCUAUGAGCGUUCCAAACGACUCUAUAAUCGCCUCAAGCAAACACAGCACAAUCUACUGGCUAUCAUACAAAGUAUACGCCGCUGGAGUCGGGAGCCACUCUACCAACGUUGCGCUUACGGGCGUAACCUAUUAGACGCACAACAGCAGCAGGAACGGUUACGACAACGGCGCGUGCAAUGCGACGAGACACGGCGUCUAUUGAAUCGACUGUUGAUUGCCAAUUUCUGUUUAUUUUUCGAUUAUGACCAGCAGAGCGGCGAGUUUGAAGGGCGUGACGACCAAUGCAUACAGGAGUUCUUACGCAAGUUCCCCACUGCUCAACGACGCAGCUACAACAAGUAUUUAGCCGGUGUGGAGGCAUUGAUUAGUCAGGAAGUGCGCAUGGCUAUUAAAGUCAGUUUGGCGUAUUUUCACAACCGAAUGGUGAACACCGCCAACGAAAAUGAAGAGUUGUCAACUCGAGCAACAAUAACAACAACACCGCCAACAACACACUACACGGCAGCAAACACGUCAACCGCCAACACACCUGCGCAGCUUGGCGCUGAUGAUGAGGACGGCGCUGACGCUGGCGUUGCGGGUGGCACGGGUGCGGGGGCAGAACCACUUUACGUGCCUCAUAAACAACCAGUUGCGGCAGCCGCUGGCAAACAGCGAUUGUUGUUGUCGCCACCCCCGCAGACACCGUUGCCGACAAAACCUGCACCGUCAAUGGCAGCAACGCCUACAACAAYAACAACAACAACAAAUACUAGAGUAAUGUCUGCAAUCAGCAGUAGUGGCAGCAACAGCAGUGCCGCUAUAAUGGCGCACMAACACUUCAACAGGCCGUCUGCCGUGUCGGUAGAAACCGCAAUGCCACUGUUUGAGGUGAAAUUAGAGUUGCUGCCGACUGAGACCGAGACGCAGUCAUCGGUGGCGCAGUCGGCGUCGGAUGUGUGGCAUACAAAUACGGAAAUAUGCUUCGUGCCAUCAUUCAACGUGAGUGWAGAAAAUAAUUUUCAGCAAAUUGUCGAGCAGCUGCUAGAGGACAUACACCAGACUAGCCACGGUUGCAUGCCACGGCGAAUUGUGGACGACAAGACGCUGUCUGAUGACAAUGAAGACGAUGACGACAGCGACGGCGACGGCGACGGGGACGGGGACGAAGAUGCACAUAAUGACAACAACAAUAACAAUAAUUUAAAUGAUGACGUUGGCGCUGUGGUAGACACCAUUGAAUGCAAUAAUAAGGAUUACGUGUUGCAAGCAGAAAAUUUGCGCAGCUUCGCGAGACUGCAACACAGACGACACACGGAAGAGAACCAAAAACAGCGUCAGACACGAAAUGCGAGUUUGUCAACAUUCCAUGAGGUGGCUGUGGCGAAGCGUCUACAGCUGCAGGAACUAGCAUCUAGAGCGGGACGAUCGCAGCAGGGUAACGGAGACCAAACAGGUGAAAGAACUCAGAAUCUCAUACCUGAAACUGAUACUAACGUCCUAAUUGUGAGUUUGGUUGACAUCUCUGCCGACGAACUGCGUCAGCUGAACGCUGACAUACACGCUGCACUCMACACGACRAUUCGCGAUGCCAGAUUCUUCGCRGCGCAAUUCAACGCAUACGCCUUUCUGUGGGAACAGCAGCGAGAGCAGGUGCUACAAGCCACCCUACAAGGCGCACGCGAAAAGGAAGCUGKCGCUGGUAAAGGUUACGCCAUCAUGGAGGCGUYCAAAAUGCAGAUUGACCGCUACAAUGAGCAUCACGAGGCCGUUGAGCAACUACCGGGACAACAGCACAUAARUGGCUGGCUAAGCAUCGACCUGAAUCCACUGAAGUAUGCGCUACUAAACCACGUCUGCAAAUGGUCACACCUCCACAAGCGCUGGCUGCUGCAGUACGUGGAACGCACCCUGAAUGAGCUCACCAACUUCAUCAGUCAGGGUCUGGCGGUUCUCCAGCURCCCGUUAGCUUGAAGCACUUUCGCCGCUUGCUACGCGUGCUCGCUGUUAUGGCRCAAAUCCAGAAGCAUGUCGCCUAUGCGGACAACAUGUUUAAGCCUYUAAAGGACAUUAUGGCUUUGCUGAAGUCUUAUAAUGUGGAAUUUAAUCAACAGUUGCUGAGGAAUAUCGAUCAUUUGCCGUUACAAUGGAAGCAUCUGAAGGAUGUAGCGGCUGCGCGUUCGGAAGCGCUGGAGCAGGCCCAAAGUUUUCAGAAGAAKCGUGUUAAUUCCAUGAUUAUCAUAUUCAUGUGUCGCGUGCAAAAUUACGCCAAACGGUUUUCGCGUUUGCCGUUCUUCGCCGUUCCUUGCAUCAAUGUUUAUGAGCACUGCGAUGCUGUCUGCGCUCGUUUAGACCACCUUGCUUCACUUCAUCGCCGAUACCUGCGCUACUCGAUACUACUCGGCAUCGAUGCUGCGGAUCCAACAACACUACAGCUGUGCAGCGCCGAACUGAGGCGCAUAAAGCAAUUGUGGGACUAUGUGCAURUMAUUGAGGCCUGUAUUGUGGAGUGGCAUGCUACACCGUGGCACAGUAUCGACACUGAUGAGUUGGAAACCGAGUGUAAAAAGUUUACGCGUGAACUACGCACUCUGGRCAAAUGUAUACGCGAUUGGGCGCCAUACACAUACAUCGUGGACAUUCUCAAGGAUUUGAUGGCUUCAUUACGCGCCAUCACCGAACUACAGAAUCCGGCUAUCAGUGAGCGGCAUUGGCUCGAGCUGAUGCAAGCAACCAAGCUCUCUGUCAAAAGCAAUGAAAGUACAUCCCUCGAGCAACUACUUCAAUUGAAGCUGCAUCAGCACGAAGAAGAAAUUAAGAAUACCGUCGAUCGCGCAGUCAAGGAAAUGACGGUGACCAAAGUGUUAGAUGAAAUCAAAAUCACUUGGACGCGCAUGAGCUUCGAAACGGAGCAACAUCAACGGCGCACAGAGGUGCAAUUGCUUAAGGUUUCUGAAGAGCUAAUGGAGACGCUCGAUGAUAAUCAAAUGCAGCUACAGAAUAUCGCGACUUCCAAGAACAUUGAGUACCUGUUGGAUAAGCUAAGCCACUGGCAGCGUAUUCUCAAUGAUAUUGAUGCGUUGAUUGGCAGUUGGUUCGAGGUGCAACGUAAAUGGGUUUAUUUGGAGGCGAUUUUCAUUGGCACUGCCGACAUACGAGCGCAAUUGCCUACAGACGCAGCCAACUUUGAGAUUCUUGACAGCGAAUUCACGCAACUUCUAAACGAGGUUAUACAUAUCGGCAUUGCCAUGAAGAUCGUGCUACACUGCCAACAUAUUUUCAAGACGUUAGCUGCGUUACAGCAACGCUUGGCAGUAUGUGAGAAGGCUUUAAAUGAUUACUUGGAGACUAAACGUUUGGUGUUUCCACGCUUCUACUUCAUAUCCGCUGUGGAUCUACUCGAUAUACUAUCAAAUGGUAAUUGUCCRCGCGUAAUUGACCGACAUCUCAUCAAACUAUUYGACUCCAUACUGCGACUGGAAUACGAACUGGGCGCUGAAGACGGACCGUAUCAUGCGAUUGGAAUGUAUUCGAAGGARAACGAUGAAUAUGUACGRUUUGCAGCUAGGAACGAAGACGCGCCGCAUGUAAAAUGUGCUGAGCGUGUGGAGUUAUGGUUGAAUGGUGUCAUCUUUCAGAUGCGCAGCACUUUACAUGAACUCUUUCGGCGCGCCCUACAUGCACAAGUGAAUCGGUCACGUGAAUCGUGGCUGCAUGAGUGGCCCGCACAGGUCGCUUUGUGUUGCAGUCAAAUAGCUUGGGCAACCGAUGUGAAUCGUGCAUUUGCUUGGAUGGAUGAGGGUUACGAAGCCGCCAUGAAAGAGCUCCACAAACGACAGAUGACGCAACUGAAUUCACUCAUCAACUUACUGUUGGGCGAACUCACACCCGGCGAUCGUCAGAAGAUAAUGACCGUCUGCACAAUCGAUGUGCAUUCGCGUGAUGUAGUCGGAAAAAUUAUACAGGCUAAAAUAGAUAAUGCGCUGGCUUUUCAAUGGCAAAGUCAGUUACGACAUCGCUGGGAUGAUGCCAUGCUCGAGGCAGAGCACCGACCAGCAGCAGCUGACGAGGACUGUUUUGCGAACAUCUGCGAUGCGGAAUUCCGCUAUGCCUAUGAAUAUCUCGGCAAUACUUCGCGUUUAGUAAUUACACCGUUGACGGAUCGCUGUUACAUAACUUUGACGCAGUCAUUGCACCUUGUGAUGGGSGGCGCACCGGCUGGACCAGCCGGCACUGGCAAAACUGAGACCACCAAAGAUUUGGGGCGCGCACUUGGCAUGAUGGUGUAUGUGUUCAACUGUUCCGAACAAAUGGACUACAAAUCAUGUGGCAACAUUUACAAGGGUCUAGCGCAGACUGGAGCGUGGGGGUGUUUUGACGAAUUCAAUCGCAUAGCGGUGGAGGUGCUGUCAGUUGUAGCCGUACAGGUGAAAACUAUACAAGACGCAAUCAAGAUGCAUCGCAAUCGGUUCACAUUUAUGGGRGAGUCCAUCGCUUUAGUACCUUCUGUUGGUAUCUUCAUUACACUCAAUCCUGGUUAYGCCGGRCGUACUGAAUUGCCUGAAAACUUGAAGACGCUCUUUCGUCCAUGUGCUAUGGUUGUGCCKGACUUUGCACUCAUUUGUGAAAUUAUGCUUAUGGCAGAGGGGUUCCAAGAUGCCCGCAUACUUGCACGUAAGUUCAUAACACUGUAUACCUUAUGUCGUGAGCUUUUAUCCAAGCAAGACCACUAUGAUUGGGGUUUGCGCGCCAUCAAGUCCGUGUUGGUGGUGGCAGGCACCUUGAAGCGAGACGAUCACAGUCGUCCAGAGGAUCAGGUACUCAUGCGUGCCUUGCGAGACUUUAACAUACCGAAAAUUGUGACCGAAGACGUUUCCAUAUUCAUGGGACUUAUUGGCGAUCUCUUUCCCACGUUGGAUGUACCACGCAAACGCAUCUUUGACUUUGAAAAGACUAUACGACGUGCCGUCAAUGAAAAUAAGCUACAACCUGAGGAAGGCUUUCUGAUGAAGGUGGUACAAUUGCAAGAUUUGUUGGACGUACGACAUUCGGUCUUUAUAGUCGGCAACACUGGCACUGGAAAAACAAAAAUUUGGCAAACGCUACUUGAAACCUAUCGCAUACAGAAGUUAAAACCCGUCUGUAGUGUGCUUAACCCGAAAGCCUUAUCCAAUGACGAGCUCUUCGGUGUCGUAAACUCGACAACACGUGAAUGGAAAGAUGGACURUUCUCAUCAAUAAUGCGUGAACAGACAAAUUUGCCUGCCGGGAGUCCUAAGUGGAUUGUGCUCGAUGGCGACAUCGACCCAAUGUGGAUAGAAAGUUUGAAUACUCUAAUGGAUGACAAUAAAAUAUUGACCCUUGCAAGCAACGAACGGAUUACACUGAAGMGCGAAAUGCGUCUACUCUUCGAGGUUGGGCACCUUAAGGCAGCCACACCGGCUACAGUUUCUCGUGCUGGUAUUUUGUAUAUCAAUCCGCAAGAUAUGGGUUGGUCACCGUAUGUACUUUCUUGGAUAGAAACGCGGAACGACCCUAUAGAGCGAGGUACUCUAACCACUUUGUUUGAAAAGUAUUUCCCCAGCUUAAUGACUAGGCAUCGUACAUUCCRACGUUCAACGCCMAUUAGCGAAAUGGCUAUGAUACAAAUGACUUGUCACUUACUCGAGAGCCUACUACAUUUGCUUAACCAGGUAAAUCGUAURGCAUCUACGUCACCAGCAAUCGACGUCACAACACACAACCUUGUUAAUCCCAGUGAAGCCACAAGCGGAUCCCUUGACCUCUCAAUCGAAUUGAUAUUCAUCUAUGCAACAAUGUGGGGUUUCGGCUCAGCUUUGCAUCAAGACCACAUCAUCGAUUGGCGACGCGAAUUCCAUAAAUGGUGGAUAAGCGAAUUCAAGGAUGUCAAAUUGCCGACACAAGAUUCCAUUUUCGAUUACCAACUGGAUGUGCGUACAAACAAAUUUCGUCGUUGGACGGAAUUGGCGGCAGAGCGAAAAAUCGAGUCAAUAGAUACCGAAAUGCCAAUACAGUCUUUGCUCGUGCACACGGCGGAAACGGUGCGAUUGACAUACUUUCUGAAAUUGCUCAUCGAACGCAGAUACCCUUGCAUGUUGGUGGGAAAUUCUGGUUGUGGGAAGAGCGCAAUUUUUCGUGAACUUUUCAGUCUGUACGAGAAUGAGCUCGGCGCGAACGAUGUUGAUAGCUUAAUGGAAAGGCAAGCGGUGGGCGUAAGACGACCAAAGCUAAUGUCGAGCAGACCUCGUAACAUAGCUGUGCAGACGACAUAUUUCAACUACUACACCACUUCGGAGAUAUUUCAAAAAAUCCUCGAACGUCCAUUGGAAAAGAAGACAGGACGCUGCUAUGCACCGAGUGGUGCAAAUCGACAUCUCAUUUACUUCAUUAACGAUCUCAAUAUGCCCGAGGUGGAUGUGUAUGGCACAGUGCAGCCGCACACGAUAAUACGACAGUUCAUGGACUACAGACAGUGGUACGAUCGUCAGCGUCUGCAAUUAAAGGAUAUACGUCACUGUCAGUUUGUCGCCUGCAUGAACCCCACAGCUGGCUCUUUCACAAUCGAUCCACGCUUGCAACGCCACUUCUCAGUGUUUKCCAUGCCCACACCCAGCGAGGAGACACUGCAACGCAUUUUCGGCACAAUUUUACGCAGUCACUUGGAGAACCCCUACAACUCGUUCAGCARGGAGCUCAAAAGYAUCGCGGAAUUAUUGGUACAAGUAGGUAUCGCCUUGCAUCGUCGCRUGGAAUGUGYUUUUUUCCCGACUGCGGUGAAAUUCCACUACGCAUUCAAUCUACGUGAUCUCACCAACAUCUAUCAGGGGCUGAUGUACAGCUGUGGUGUACCAACUGACCAAGCURGCGGUGUAAUGUUGGUUAACARCGGCACAAUCUGCAGCAAACCCGCCGACUUGAUACGUCUUUACGUGCACGAGGCCUACCGCGUCUACCAUGAUCGUCUGGUCGAUCAGUACGACAUCAAAGCUUUCAAAGCUACCAUACGCGAUAUCUUCAAGAAGGAUUUUGAGGAUUUCGAUGAAGACUUCGUAUUUGCCGAACCACUUAUCUACAGCCACUUUGCGCAAUCGCUUGUGGAUCAGAAGUACAUGCCGCUACGUAGCUGGGAUAAGCUGCAUCAAUUGCUGAUGGAAGCGCAGGCUAACUACAAUGAGAUCGUAGGCUAUAUGAACUUGGUGAUGUUCGAAGAYGCUAUGAUACAUGUUUGCCGCAUUAAUCGCAUACUGGAGAGUCCACGUGGAAAUGCCUUGUUAAUCGGUGUCGGUGGCUCGGGUAAACAGACACUCGCACGGCUCGCCUCGUUCAUUUCGUCGCUAAGCGUAUUUCAAAUACAACUUAAACGUGGUUUUGGUCUGCAAAAUCUGARAGAAGAAUUCGCCGCUUUAUACAUGAAAGUUGGUCUCAAAAAUGUAGCCUCGGUGUUUCUAAUGUCCGACGCGCAAAUACCAGAAGAAUCUUUGCUAAUGCUCAUCAAUGAUCUUUUAGCCUCGGGCGAGAUACCAGAGCUCUUCAACGAGGAUCAACUGGAUACAAUUGUCAAUGGUAUACGCAAUGAAGUGAAACAAACCGGCACACUCGACACCAAAGAGAAUUGCUGGCGCUUUUUCAUCGACAAAGUUAGACGGCUCUUAAAAGUAGUGCUCUGCUUCUCACCAGUCGGUCAGACAUUACGUGUACGCGCACGUAAGUUUCCGGCCAUUCUUAGUCGCGCCAGCAUCGAUUGGUUUCAUGAAUGGCCAAAAAUAGCCUUGGAGUCGGUCUCGCAGAAAUUCCUCAGUGAAAUCGAGCAGCGCAUUUUACCUCCUAUCGGUUGCUUUAUGGCCUACGUUCAUCACACAGUCAAUCAGAUUUCGAAAAUUUAUUUACAAAACGAAAAACGUUUUAACUACACAACACCGAAAACCUUUCUCGAAUACAUUUUCCUCUAUCGCAAAUUGUUGGUGGCGAAGAACAGCGAGCAUGCCGGGCGCAUUCAACGCUUGCAGAGCGGCAUGUCUAAAUUGGCGGAGUGUGCGUGUCAAGUGGACGCACUGAAGAACCAACUGGCCAUUCAGGAGGUUCAACUAGCAGCAAAGAAUGCCGCUGCCGAUAAACUGAUCGUCAUUGUCAGCGCCGAGAGUGAGAAGGUGAAGCGCGAGAAGUCGACAGCCUCGSAGGAGGAACAACGCGUCAGAAUCAUUGAAGAAGAUGUUUGCAUGAAAACCAAAUUGUGUGAGGAGGAUCUACGCAAGGCGGAGCCAGCACUUGUAGCUGCGCAGGCCGCGCUAAAUACUUUAAAUAAGAAUAAUCUCACCGAGCUAAAGUCGUUCGGCUCACCACCGAAGGCUGUGGUAAAUGUGUGCGCCGCUGUAAUGGUUUUACUCGCUAAAAAUGGUAAAAUACCACGUGAUCGCAGCUGGAAGGCGUCCAAACUAAUGAUGGUACGCGUCGACCAAUUUCUAUACGACUUGGUGAACUAUAAUAAGGACAAUAUACAUCCAAAUAUUAUUGAAGURCUGCAAGAGUACUUGAAGGAUCCCGAAUUCAGUCCCGAGAAGGUAGUGCAAAAAUCAGUAGCUGCAGCUGGUCUCUGCGCCUGGGUUAUCAAUCUGCAUCGUUACCAUCAAGUAUUUCUCAUUGUCGGUCCCAAGCAACAAGCUUUGCAAGAUUCGCAAAAGGAAUUACAGGAGGCACGCGAACGCCUGCAAUACUUAAAGUUCAAAAUCCAGGAAUUGGAAAUGAAGCUCGCUGAGAUACAGGCAGAGUUCGAGGAAGCGGUAKCAGCGAAGCAGAUGUGUCAGCGUGAGGCGGACAAAACCGCAUUCACUAUAGACCUGGCACAUCGCCUCAUCAACGGUCUUGCUAAUGAGAAURUACGUUGGAAGGAGUCAGUGCAAAGCUUACAAGCGAAAAUCGGUACACUACCUGGAGAUAUCUUGCUAAUUUCCUCCUUCUUGUCAUAUGUUGGCUGCUUUACGCGACGCUAUCGCGAGGAGCUUCAGCAGAAGAUGUGGAUGACGACUUUUGCUAAAAUUGAGUCCAYGGUGCCGUACACAAUUGGUGUGGAUCCGCUGACACUGCUCACGGACGAUGCACAGGUCGCGACUUGGAACAAUGAGGGACUUCCGGUGGAUCGUAUGUCGACGGAGAAUGCAACAAUUUUAACACAUUCCACGCGCUGGCCACUUAUGAUAGAUCCGCAGCUUCAAGGCAUCAAAUGGAUAAAAAAUCGCUACGGAGACGCUCUGGUCAUAAUACGUUUGAAUCAAAAGGGCUUCUUAGAUGUGUUGGAAAAAUCGAUGAACAACGGCGAUACUGUCUUGAUCGAGCAAAUUGGCGAAACAAUCGAUACAGUGUUGGAGCCAUUACUUAGUCGAGCUUUAAUUAAGAAGGGACGCUACAUACGCRUCGGCGGCAAAGAGAUGGAUUUUAACGUAAACUUUCGUUUGCUGCUGCACACAAAACUACCGAAUCCACAUUACAAGCCCGAAAUCCAAGCACAAACCACACUCAUCAACUUUACCGUCACGCCAGAUGGACUGGAAGAGCAGUUGCUCGCUGAGGUUGUGAAAAUCGAACGACCCGAUUUGGAGCAAAUGAAGAUCGACGUAACGGUACAGCAGAAUAAGUUCAAAAUUUCACUGAAAGCCUUAGAAGAUGAACUCCUGGUACGUUUAGCUACAGCCAGCACGAAUGUAUUGGAUGAUCAUGCGCUCGUGAUCAACUUGGAGGCGACCAAGCACACUGUGGACGAGAUUGAACUGAAGGUGCGCGAGGCGCUCAUAACGAGUGCGCAAAUUGACGAAGCGCGUAAUAUGUAUCGUGCAGCGGCGAAACGUGCCGCUAUACUUUACUUCGUGCUGACCGAUCUGAGUCGCAUUAAUCCAAUUUAUAAAUUUUCGCUAAAAUCAUUUAUGAAUGUUUUUAAGAAAGCCAUAUCCACGGCACCAAAGAGUAAAAAUCACGAGCGACGAGUUCAGAACYUGGUCGGCGCUAUCACGCUGCAGACGUUCGUCUUUACRAUGCGGGGUCUCUUCGAAGCCGAUAAAUUGACAUUCACCUCGCAUAUGAUAUUGCGUAUUCAAAGUGCGGCCGGACAAAUUUCCAAAGAUGAGUUUGAUUUCCUGUUGCGCUUUCCACAUGACCCAAACUCACUGUCCCCUUUGGACUUUGUUAGCCGCAAAGCUUGGGGCGGCAUAAAAUCAUUAGGKGGAAUUGAACAUUUCUACGGUAUUGACAAGGACCUGGAGAGUUAUCCAAAGCGUUGGAAUAAAUUUCUUGCCAGUGCGGCGCCGGAAAGAGAACAAUUUCCUGGCGAAUGGAAGUAUCGUUCGCCUUUGCAGAAGCUUUGUAUUAUACGAGCUCUGCGUCCCGACAGGAUGYUGUACGCAAUGAGGUUAUUUGUGGAGCUSACGAUGGGCAAGGAUUACACUAAAACACCGACAUCAACGCUUACCGAGAUCUACAAAGAAAUCAAUGCCCACACACCGGUCUUAUUUAUACUUUCACCUGGCGUGAAUYCCAUACGCGAUGUGGAGCUUCUGGGCCAACAACUAGGCUUUCGUGCCGACCAGGAUACGCUAAUUAACAUAUCCUUGGGACAAGGGCAGGAACAAUUAGCGGAAGCCGCCAUAACCAAUGCUCUGACGAGCAAAAAACACUGGAUCGUUUUGCAAAAUAUACACUUAGUCGUCAACUGGCUACCUUCUCUGGAAAAAUUAAUCGAACGUAUUGCUACAGAGAGCGAGACAAAUGAUGACAGCGAUGAAUCUAGUUUUCGUUUGUUCAUCAGUGCCGAGCCAGCGCCAGAUCCCGAAUACCAUGUCAUUCCACAGGGUAUACUUGAGUCGUCGCUGAAAAUAGUGAAUGAACCACCGUCGGGAAUGGCAGCCAAUCUGCACAAAGCUUGGGAUAACUUUUCACAGGAGACUUUAGAAACUUGCACACAAGAAGCCGAAUUCAAAGCUAUACUCUUUGCGCUUUGCUACUUUCAUGCCGUUUCGGGUGAGCGUUGUAAAUUCGGACCACAGGGCUGGAAUAAAUCUUAUCCCUUCAAUACUAGCGAUCUUAUGAUAUCCGCCAAUGUCUUGCAUAAUUAUUURGAGGGCAGUUGCCGCAUACCGUGGGAGGAUCUACGUUAUCUUUUUGGCGAAAUUAUGUACGGCGGUCAUAUUACUGAUGACUGGGAUCGUCGUCUCUGUCGCACAUAUCUCGAAGAGUUACUACAACAAGAAUUGAUCGAUGGCGAUUUUGAAUUAUGUCCAGGUUUUCAUGCACCACCCAAUCUCGACUAUCAAGGCUAUCACAGUUACAUCGAUGAAGUAUUACCAGCAGAGUCUCCCGUUCUUUACGGAUUGCAUGCAAAUGCCGAAAUCGGUUUCCUAACAAGUGCAUCCGAGCAACUUCUCAAGACAAUAUUUGAAUUGCAACCACGUGAAUCUGAGCUUAGUACGAAUUGUAGCGCUCCACGUGAAGAGCUUGUCAAGAUCAUGAGUGAGGACUUUCUGGAUAAAAUGCAAGAUGAAUUCAAUUUGCAGGCUUUACUGAAUCGCGUAGAUCGUAAGACGCCAUUCGUCGUGGUCGCGUUGCAAGAGUGCGAACGCAUGAACGCUUUAAUAUUCGAAAUAAAGCGAUCUUUACGCGAGCUGCUGUUGGGCUUGAAGGGCGAACUUACCAUAACGCCUGACAUGGAACGACUAGACCACGCGAUUUUCUACGAUACCGUACCGUCAGCUUGGGCACAAUUAGCUUACCCCAGUAUGUUAGGCCUGCAAAGUUGGUAUGCUGAUCUCCUACAUCGCAUAAAAGAAUUGUCGAGUUGGCUUAAUGAUUUUAAGCUACCCUGCACMAUUUGGAUCGGUGGUUUAUUCAAUCCACAAAGCUUUCUCACAGCCAUAAUGCAAGAAAGUGCACGCAAGCAUGAUUUGCCUUUGGACCGAAUGUGUCUCAAUUGUGAGGUGACGAAGAAGGAGAAGGACGACAUAUCAUURCCCCCAGUUGAAGGUGCACUCGUGCAUGCGCUCUACCUGGAUGGCGCCAGUUGGGAUUGUCAGCUUAAUUCUAUUGUGCCAUUGCCGUCGAAGGAGCUGCUAUGUGCCAUGCCUGUCAUUUAUAUAAAAUCUAUUGUGCAGGAGAAACAAGAAUCGCAGCGUUGUUAUGAGUGCCCGCUAUACAAGACAAGAUUACGUGGCAGCACCUAUGUGUGGACAUUUAAUUUAAAGACCCGCGAACGACCMGCCAAAUGGAUACUUGGCGGAGUGGCCUUAUUACUUCAGCCAUGA
This is a messenger RNA of Bactrocera latifrons, 15648 nucleotides long. Its product is annotated as dynein beta chain, ciliary. The transcript is spliced from 34 exons. Gene Ontology annotation, biological process: microtubule-based movement. Gene Ontology annotation, cellular component: dynein complex. Gene Ontology annotation, molecular function: minus-end-directed microtubule motor activity; ATP binding; dynein intermediate chain binding. NCBI's taxonomy places the organism in Eukaryota, Metazoa, Arthropoda, Insecta, Diptera, Tephritidae. The record is from RefSeq and is a predicted model, not a curated record.